This is a messenger RNA of Pogoniulus pusillus (Red-fronted tinkerbird), 5984 nucleotides long. Its product is annotated as protein phosphatase 1 regulatory subunit 3E-like. The record is from RefSeq and is a predicted model, not a curated record. The transcript has a single exon. Gene Ontology annotation, cellular component: protein phosphatase type 1 complex. Bases 751 to 1707 code for a protein of 318 amino acids. NCBI's taxonomy places the organism in Eukaryota, Metazoa, Chordata, Aves, Piciformes, Lybiidae. Gene Ontology annotation, molecular function: protein phosphatase 1 binding; glycogen binding. Gene Ontology annotation, biological process: regulation of glycogen biosynthetic process.
AUUUUAUCCAGCAGAUGUACUGUAAACGCAUUACAGCAGAUUAGCUGGAUUUCUUCCUUUAAAUGUACACUGCGAGAUCCAACUUGCAAGCCAGCUGUUUCUUAUCGGCCCGUUUAAUCUUUCAGAGCCCAGCUUUGCUUCUUCCUUGAGCAGCUAUUUCUGUAGCGAAUCGGGCGAGGGAGAGCGCCGCUAUGAAUUUUAAUGCAUCCACCGGGGAAUCCCUCCCGCCUCCUCUUUUUGGAUGAGAUCCUCGAGGAAAGACCCAGAACGCAACGAGGAGGAGGACGAAGAGGGAGAGAGGGACGGCAGAGCCUCAGUAUUGAGGAAAGCAGGGCGGGGGAGCCGCCGGGAGAGGGGGGGCGGCAGCCGCGGGAAGUAAUUAGGGAAGGUGGCGAGGACGACACCGAGGCGGGUGGGCAGCGCGGAGCCAUGGGGGAGGAAGGAUGACUUGGGGCGUAUUCCGCUGCCUGUCCCCGGCACGUCAGCAGCAGCCGGAGCGCUGCGGACACAUGCACCCGCAAGCACACCCCGGGGCCGGCCGCGACGGGGACAACGCGGAGGUGAUCCUGCCGCCGCUGGGUCCAGAAGAGAGGCAGGCACGGUGGACCGAACGCUAGACCGUCUCGCCAGCUACACGCCGCGUCCCGAGAGAAGGAGCGCCGCCAGGCCGGGAGCGGGGCGCUGGGCGGCGAGCCCCCGGGUCGUGCGCUAGCCGCUGGCACAGUCGCCGCCGCUCUCACCCGCCGCCCCAUGGAUAAGGCAGGCUCGCUGCACACUUCGGUGCCCACGCCGCCGCCCCGGCUUUACCUGCCGCGCAACUUCAGCUGUAGCGCUUGUCUCUAUGGCAGCCUGGCCGAGCAGUGCAAGGGGGGCUGCAGCCCCGAAGGUGAAGCCGCGCUACCCCAGCCCGUGGUGCGAGAAGCGGCGGGCGAGAAGAAGCCGCCGCCGCCCCGCGGUCGGGAGCCCACGCUGUCCGCUGUGCCCCCCAGCCCCACGCAGCGCCGCCGCGCCAAGUCUCUGCCUACGCCCGGCGACCGCAGCCUGCGUCCGGCGCUGCAGCAGAGCCCCUCUCGCCGCAAGACGGUGCGGUUUGCCGACUCCCUCGGCCUGGAACUCAUCUCCGUGCGCCACUUCUGCGAGGCCGACCUGCCGCAGGUGCCACUACCCGCCCCGCCACCGCCUCGCACCGCCGACCUCUUCAAGACUAGAAAGCCGCCGACGCUGGGUGACCUGGAGCCGGUGCUGUUCGGGCCGCCGUCACCGCUGCUAGAGCCGCUCUUCCCCCCGCAGCCCGGCGCUAGCCCCGGCUUCGCGGAGCGGGUGCGGCAGCACAAGGUGAGGCUGGAGUGGGUGCGGGCCGAGCCGGCAGGGCUGCGCGGCGCCGUGCGCGUCCUCAACCUGGCCUACGAGAAGGCCGUGUCGGUGCGCUACACGCUCAACAGCUGGGCCAGCUGCGCCGAGGUGCCCGCCGCCUACCAGCCGCCUGGGCCGGCGGACGGCUUCACCGACCGCUUCGUCUUCUUCCUGCCUUUGGCCACUGCCGCCGAGGCCACGCUAGAGUUUGCCGUCCGCUACCGCGUCGCCGGCACCGAGUAUUGGGACAACAACGAAGGCGCGAACUACCGGCUGCGGGGCCGGCAGCGCGUCCUGCCCGCUGCCGGACUCCCGCAAGACCCCGACAGCACCGCCUGGAUCCACUUCAUCUGAGGCGGGGACGCGGCGGGGAGCGGUCGCCUGCUGAGGGACUGCGGGCAGGAAUCGGCGCUGAGCAAGUCGCGGAGGGAGCGCGGAGCCGGCAGGCCGGUCCCGCCGCCGCUGAGGGCCAAGGGUUGACUGCCCCUAACCCUCCAGAGGGGCUCGGCACCCCUCCGGCCUCGCCAGCCCCUCCGGGGCUCCGCGGCCCAGCGCAGGCCUCGCUUCCAGCCGCUUCUCUGUAAGUCGCCGGAAGUUUUUUCCUGAAUUGUGUUUACAGACGGACAGUUUAUAGUCUAUAUUGCACUGGCGAUGCCGACCGAAAGCCUCCCAGGCUGCUGGCAGGGAGGCCGGGCGCACGGUGUGCGGCCGGUGCGGUUUUCCGCUUCCAUCUGCUUCCCGCUGCACUGUGGCUACCACCAAAGCAGCUGCCCGGCCAGGCUCAGGAGGGAGAUGGGCCCGGCACGUUUGCGGAAUUCACUGCCUUGGCCCAGGGGCCUCAGGUGCGAACAGAUGCUCCCGGGUGCCAGAGGUCAGGAUCAUCUGUCGUCACCUCCAGGGGUCAGGCUGUGGUGAUAGGGAGGGCACUGUGAUGAGGCACCCGCCCCAGCCAUCCUCUUUGCCAAAGCCUGCUUAAGCGAAGCCUGGCUCCGGCAAGGUGCUGGGUCCCAUCUCAAGAGCCUCGCUGGCCCAGUCGUGUUCAUUGUCCUGUGGGGCUGUCUGACAGGGCAGGGCUACGAGCAAGUUACCUGUUUGAGCCGAAAAAGAGAAGAGUACAGAUGGACCCAGCUGUAGCCCUGUUUCAUCGUGCUCUAAAAACGAUCCAUCAGUCUAAGGCAGAGAGCUUUUGGUUGGUUGGUUGGUUUGGGGUAUUCUGUUUGUUUGUUUGACCUAAAUUAUUUCGUGUGUUUAAGCAUACUUAGAACAGAAAACAUAAGGUCACAUUCUAAUUGAAUUGCAGCCCACUGAGAGACUUUUAACAAGCAAGCAUUUUGUCUAAAAUUCACAUGUGUGUCACUGUAAAGGUUUGUCAGGAUCCAUUGUUUGUUUCGAUAGGACUGGUCCCCUAAAGCUGCUUGUGUUCAGGUCAGGAAGGCCAUGGAGCUGCACCAAAAGGAACUAGAGAUGGUAAGAGCUGAAUCUGUCAUUUUAGUCUGCAUCCUGAGCAACACUUCCAGUUUUACUCCUCCUCACAGUUUAAUUUGAUUUUUUUAUGCUGAGGUAUCAGUGCAGGAUUCUGCUUUCUGAAAAGCAAAAUGCUCUGAAUUUUCCUUAAAACUUUCCUGAGUGGCAGAUUUCAAGUUGUCUUUGAAGUUUUGUGAAGAAAGCCAUGUCUUGCCAUGUAAAUAUGUAUCAAAAUUGCAGAGAAUGCUGACUUCUGCCUUCAAAGGCAUGUUUUAAAUUACAUUAGCAGUAAAUGGAGGCUUUUCCUUUUCAAAGUUGCUUUUUCAGGAGUUUAACUGAGGAUAUGUUAAGCUGGUGCCCAAUCUGGGUCCUAAUUUCCCAGAAUUUAGGCAUGUCUGUUUGCAGGAGGGACCUCUACAAAUAUGACUUCUGAGGGUGACAGAACUGAUGUCAGUGUGGUUAUGAAGAUCUGUAAGAUCAGGCCCUUAAAUUUUGGAUCUUCUCUAGAUUGGUUAGGAAUUGAAUGUGAUUUUUAGCUGCAUUUGCACGUUCCUUGAAAGAGUUAAGUGUCCUGAAGAGCUUGAUUAAUGUCAUAGAACCUUUUGACCUUGGUGGGAAUUGAGAGUACUUUUGUCUCCUGAGAGUUCAGUCAGAAUAAUUAAAUGUGUACAUUCUGACGAGGGGAAAAAAGUAAGAAAGGUCUGGGAAAAGGAGUUUUAGUUUAAUUUCUCUAGUUCCCUGCUUCUGAUCUAAUAGAAAUAAGAGCGAGACUGUACUACCAGUAAGGUGGUUUGUACUUAGCAGCGUCUACUGAGUGCUUCCACUGGUGAAUAUUAAGUGUCUGCAUCACAUAAUGAAGCCAUCCUGUAUUACAAGUACAUAUAAAGCCAGAACUGCAGAACUAGGGUCUUAAAGUGUCCAUGAUUAAAGAAAUUAAGUGGUGUAUGUGAUGAAGAAAGCCCAAGUGACUUUUAGAUAAACUUAUUCUCUUAAGAAGAGCCUUAAUACUGGAGAGAAGGGAAAGGACUUGUCUCCAUUUGAAAGCACUUUGUUAUCUGGUGGAAAUAAAGCCAAACAUCCUUUUAUUUAUUUAACUUUCCAAAGUAUCUUUUGGUUGUGCUUUCCUACCCAAGUAGUGAAUGAAAACCAAUGAAAAUGCAUGGGGGAAAAAAUUGUGUCUGUGCAUUUCAGACUAGCUGAUUCUGCAGGCUUUGCUUAUAAAGGUUUGACAAGCUUUCCUGUUUUAAUGGCUUUAGGAACAUAAAUGGUGCUAAAACCAUUUUUAACAGUGGAUAACUUGAGUUCUAGAUCGUUUUUUGUCGUCGUUACUUGGUUUAUGCAGCAUCUGCAGAUCUCUAGUCAUUUAAAAAUCUUAUAGCAACUGUGGCUUAAACUCUUUCUAAAUUUAGGCUAUCUAAAUGGAUGUAUGUACAUUGAGUACACGCACAAGUUAUUAUAUUAUCCUUUUUGUUGUGACUUAGGUGAGAUUGAAGUUGCUUUUAGCUGCCGUGUUAUAGGCAGGACUGGGCUCUGGCUUUAUAACGCCAUUCAGAUAUUAUCGCUCUUUUAUUUGUGACCCCCUUUGUCAAACACAAGCCUGAGUACUGAACCUUUUGAGGCUGUAGCACAUCAGAAGACUGUUUUGCAAAGCAGAGCCUCCUGAGCUUUCAAGCAGUUGAGCCUGGUCUCAACACUGAGUUUUGUAAGUGCAGUGGGUUUUGUGAGUGUGCGAGGUGUUCUCUGGGCUUCAACUUGAUCACGGACUGUCAGUGAUAGAGGUGUGAGUUCAGGAAGAGGCAUGAUCUUCUAGAAGCAUUUAUAAACACCUACUUUAUAGAGCCUGGAGGGGUAAGGUUGCACCUGGUCAUCUUUGACUAGGAAAUGCUGUUGAUGAGGCUUGAGAUGUUUUAACAGGACUUUACCAGUGGUAUAUGCCAAAGCUGCACUACUCUGAUUGCACAUUUUCGCUCCUAUUGCACCAAUUGAUUUCCAGGCAAAUUUUAUCCACUUUCCAAACCCAUUCUCAACUGCAAUGAUCCUGAGUAUUCUUUGUCAGCAUCCAUAUACGAUUUCCAAUCCUUUAGAUUGCAACCUGAUGCUGUAUGGCUUGCUACAAGCAUCGUAAUCAGUGGAGAUGAAAUAAAAAUCCCAGAUAAUAAUUGUGUGAUAGUUACAUAAAUGAUGACUUUGAGGAGGAAGACCUGUGCUAAAGAGGAUUAUUUUCCAAUUGGUGGCUCAUCGAUUGUUUUAAUGGGAGCAGGUGCAAAAUAACUUUGAAAAAACAUUAUUUCUAAAGAAUAUAGUCCCACAAAAUGAACUUUCACAGGCAAAGGGAAAUGUUUGAAAGUUUUCAAGCCAACCUUUUUCUGGAAUAAAUGUCACCUCUUUGUAUGUUGAUUCCCCCAUGCAAAUGGAGCCCAUGCCCCUUUCUAUUAUGGUUUAGGCAAGGCAAUAAUCCUUAGAUGGUGUAAUUCACUUCUGAGUGAAUUAUUCAUUGCUUCUGUCUGGGCAGAGGUAAGAAUGUUUCUGUCAUUUAGUGUGCAGAGGUGUAUGUAGCUUUGUGCAGUGUGCCAUGUUAUUUUAUGUGCAAUCUAAUGAUCCUUUACACAGCGAGUCAAAUUGUACUGUACGCCUGAUACACGUCAACGUUUGCUGCUCCGCACUUCGACUGGCAGAGUUUUUGCAUGUGGUUUUAUGUCCUUUAUGGCAAUAGUUCUGAAAUCUACCCCAAUUAUUCUAAAUCCUAGAAGGAAUCAGAACUGUCAAGAGACUGUAAAUGGGAUUUCAGCUAGCUAAACUUAUUACUAUUUACUAGCAUAAAGUCCAUAACAGGCUCUCAUAUUCGGUACCUGUACAGAAUUUCAGGUCAAUCAUUUUUGAUCCUCUUUUGGCCAUUUGCAAGUAACUCUUUGAUGUGACUGUGUGUGCCCUGGUAUCUCAGUAACCAACAGAAUAAGUGCACACCCUCUGUUGUUUCAGCAUAUGUGAGGGGAAAGUGUACCACUUGGAUGAACAAAUGUCUGCUCAUGCAUAAGCACUGCCUCUUUACAGACACAUGAAACGUUUUUCCAUAGCGCCAACAGGCAAACAUCUGCUAAUUCUGUAUUUUCAUGUAAAGUAACCUACAGAAACACUUAGAAUCUCCUUUUUCUCUUAUUUUAUUUAUA